This is a messenger RNA of Oldenlandia corymbosa var. corymbosa, 537 nucleotides long. The record is from the annotation of a GenBank genome assembly. NCBI's taxonomy places the organism in Eukaryota, Viridiplantae, Streptophyta, Magnoliopsida, Gentianales, Rubiaceae.
AUGAGAGCGCUUCUGAAAGUUUCAAAUGUGAGGGAAAAGUCCUUUCUUUUUUCUUUUUUUUUUUUAAUUAAUAACUCCAAUCCCGCCAUAAGAGAUAAGCUGAGAAAAUUGUAUUCUGGAUGGGCCAGUAAGAAGUGGGCCUGGCUUAUGGUAUGCGGCCCACUAAUACAAACCAAAAAUAGCAAAAAUACACCCAAAUUCUGUGAAAUGAUUUGGAACCUUAUCCUUCAUUCAUUGGAUAAAGCAGCUUUAGACAUUAAAGUGAUUCAAUUCAACAAACAUUAUUCUGGAGGAAAGAGGAAGAUUUGGAGAUGCAAAAUGGAUGGAUUAAAGGAACUAGGUCUUCCAGUACUGGGAAUAGUUGCUGCUGCUGCUGUUACUUUCUAUGCAGUGAGCUUCUCUGAGCUGAGUGAGAAAUCAUUCAGGGAUUUGGACGAUUCCGAAGAAUCUUGCAGUGCUGGAUUCAAGUCAUCGUUAAGUUCCAGACAACGCCGGGCAAGAAGAAAUGCUGAGAGGAAACAAGCCAACAAGCCUUAA